AUGGCACACAAGUUUCUAUCCUCUGUUCCAUCCAUUUAUAAGGAGGGAGCGGGGGAAGACAAGGGAGAUGUGGCGCGACUGCAGGCCUUCAUCGGAGCUAUCGCCAUCGGAGAUUUGGUGAAGUCCACCCUAGGUACUCCAGCUUAUAUACUCAGUGCGAAGUGCUGCAAAAGCGAAUACGAACGACGACGUCGUGCGUCCGCGUGCUUGAUGGUCGUGUGUGUUUAUGUUGUCAGUACCGAAAGAAGUGGGAAGGUCACUGCUUCAUGUGAACUGUUAGUUCCCGCUACAUUCUUCUUUAUCCAUUUUGUGAAUGUUGUAGACAUCGUACCAAAAUCAAAGGUCCCAAGGGAAUGGACAAGAUUCUGCAACCUCUGCCAGGCGAAGGUGCCAGCAAAGAGACGACUGUAACUAACGACGGCGCCACUAUUCUUUCACGUGUCUGUAUGAGGGUGCACGGUUCCGCCUUGUCAUUUGUCAUGCAAAGGAUAUACCUUUGCGCGCCUAUUUGCAAAACAAAAGUUGUAGCAGCUGAGUUAUAGUACUAUCAUCAACACUGCUUGGCUGUUUCAUGUACAGGAGCAGCGGACCACGUGGAAUGGCUAAGGUGGAAUGGCGCUUGUAUCGGACCAAGUAGAGGCAAAUGGUGGUUACGGAGCCACCUACUAGUACUAUGCCACGCAGAGAGUUCCCGUGUGCCGCUUUUAUUUCUGUUUCUGGCCAUGCCUUCCAAAGGAAAGGCAAAGGGAGGGGCACUUGUGCAGUCUCAUAGUCUGGGUCGACAAUCCUAGCGCAAAAAUUCUGGUGGAUAUCUCCAAGUCGCAAGACCAAGAGUGUGGCGAUGGUAAUUUCUGUGGUGAUGAAAUUUUCUUUGCAUUUAAUUCUAUCUUGUCACGCUUAUCUCGCUUCUCGCUCGCUGUUGAAGACGUGCUGCUACCAUCAGAUGAAGCACAGGAAUUUUGUGUACUGCACAGACAUCAAAGUAGUGGCAUGUAGUAGCGUACUUGGUAGUGUAGCUUUGCACGACCGUUGUCAUCCUGUUAAAUUUGUGAAGCGACUCAAUCACAGGAACGACGUCGGUUGUGGUUCUUGCGGCAGAGCUUUUGCGACAAGCGGAGCAACUUGUGCAGCAGCGCAUGCACCCACAGGUGAUAAUCAAAGGAUACCGCAUCGGCCUGGAAGCGGCGCGCAAGCGACUCGAGGAAGUCGCUUUUGACAAUGGUAGGCUCUUUGGCAUUUACUUCUAUUCAUGUGCUCGCUUGCAAGUUCCAGUAUUGGGCUCCUGUCGGCCAAGCUGGCGAGCAAUAUGGGGGCGGGAGAUCACGAGCAAGAGCAUCUCGUCCUGCUUGGAAAAGUGAUGUUCAUUAUGACCGACGUCUCGAAUUUGACACUGUGACAGACUUCCGUGUCGAAUUAUUUGUUGCUACAGGAAAGGACGAAGCCGAAUUGCGUGCAGACUUGAUCAAAAUCGCGGAAACGACUUUGUCUUCGAAGCUAUUGAAACACGAGAAGACGCAUUUCGCCACUCUAGCGGUUGACGCCAUCUUGCGUUUGAAGGGAAGACCAAAUCUCGACUACAUUCAGGUACACGUAUCGAUUGCUUGCCUUGAAACAAAAUGUGCGCCGAAUAAAUGGUAUUUUGUCGCGUCACACCGGAGUCGCAAUAAAAUUGCAGGUUUUGAAAAAGGCCGGAGGUGCAGUAAAAGAGUCAUAUCUGGAACCGGGUUUCAUUCUUGAAAAACGCAUCGGUGUCGGCAUGCCGAAGAAGAAAGAGAAUUGCAAGGUACACAGCUUCAGAUUCGUGUUGGUGUGACGCAGAACAGGAAAGUUGAGAAAUGGAUCACGAGCGACUAUGCAUCUGAAAAUGGUAGCAUGCGAUAUUUAUCUGCAUGCUGCGAUGGCACGAGAAAUGGCAGGCAGUAUCUUUCCAUCCGCAAUGUUUCUUACGUGUCGUACCUACUAUAAAAGUUGCGGACUGGUGUCGCAAUAUAAAAAAGGUCCUGGUGGCCAAUACGCCUAUGGACUCGGACAAGAUUAAGAUCUUUGGCAGCCGCGUAAAGGUUGAGUCUCUGGAGGCUAUGGCGGAAAUCGAACGGGCGGAGCGGGAAAAGAUGAAGCGCAAGUGCGACAAGAUCGUGGCUACGGGGUGUAAUGUUUUUAUUAACCGUCAGCUCAUCUAUAUGAAAGCGUCCGGUGGAAAGUCGUUCGUUUUGAAACAUGUGCGCUGUGUGAUUUUGCCGAGCAAGGUCUUCAUGACAAAGACAAACGCUUGGCUCUUUACACUAAACAGUACGUAUGUUGACGCGUUAGCAUGAUUUGGCCUACACUGGCUGCGUAGAGUCGCUGUGUCUAACAUGUGCCGCCAUGAUCCAUGACCAAGCAUUUGCGGAAAGGCUUCCUGGCCGUCAGCGGAAACACGCCCGGUAGAUUGCGUUUGUGAUCGCGCUUGGACUAGUAACAUGAAAAAUAUUUCUGUUUUGACGAUUUCCCACCUGUCAGUUCCAUAGUUUACAACUACCCGGAGGAACUGCUGAAGCAGGGCGGCAUUACGUGCAUCGGUAUCGUCCAGGAAAAUCCGCCCUCCACAUACUCAAAGGGAUUUGCCAUCCGUAAUUUGUGGACAAAGUCACUUUGCGACAAAGCGAAAAGGACAAACUCUUUAGAUUUGCUCUGCAGGCAAUAGCUCAUGCUAAGUAGUCCGGGGAGAGCAGAUGGUUCCUGUCAUGCUGAAGAAACCCAGCACGUGACUGCAAUCCGGGACUCAUAUCCGCAUUUCAUCAGGUGUAAGAGGAAACGACUUUCACAAGUCAGAGGUACUGGUGUAUAGAGGCGCGGUCUGCAUAAGGCUUUCCUCUUCAUGGGGUGGCGGUUUUUCAUUUUGACAGUCAAGCAUUCGGAUUUUGACGGUACCGAGCGGCUCGCGGCCGUUCUAGGUGGCGACAUCGUCAGCACCUUUGACGACGCCGAAAACAUAAAACUAGGCACUUGCGAACUGAUCGAGGAGGUUAUGAUCGGGGAGGACAAGGUAAUUCGCUUCAAGGGGUGCGCAGAAAACGAAGCCUGUACUAUCGUGCUUAGGUAAGUGCAAUAAGUGCCUACAUACUUCUGUGUGGCACACUUUCUAUAACGUGUUUUAUUCUCGAGACUGUUCUUCUUCACCGCAAUUUCCAGCCGUCUUGUAACGGUAAUUUUUUGUAGUAUAAGUUUUCUUCUGUGCCGGACCUGGACAACUGGGCAACAGGAGGAUUCUCGUCUGCUUGUAGCUAUAAUUAUCCCCCUAAGCGCUACUAUCACAAAAGCAGAAGCAAUCUCGCACCUACAAUUCUUCUAGGGGUGCCUCCACGCACGUGUUGGACGAAGCGGAGAGGUCGCUGCAUGACGCGCUGGCGGUUUUGUUCCAGACCGUGACGCAAGAUACCCGAGUGGUGUGCGGGGGCGGGUGCUAUCCUGUGUAAGAACGUCCUCACCCCAUAUGAGUGCGUCAUGUAAGUUUGCCUUGAGAUUUGGCCUUGAGUUUCGAACCCCACGCGCCCCCGCGGUUUGCCCCGCCGAGUCUCCACUGCGCUAGCGGGCCGGGCGGGUCCGUAGUGCGGAGCGGGUCUAUUGGGCUACCGGACUGGCGGGACAGCAUCAAAGGCUGGCAGGUAGUGCUACAGUGUGUCUUUGCGCGAGCACGUCGGACUUCGUUAGGGCCUUAGGCCGCGGGGCGCCCGGCCCUCGUCUUUCGCACUUCUGAUCGUGGGACGGCGACGAAGUACAGGAGCAGGGCGAAACGUCAUCAAUCGGGGCGCCCCCCUGCCUGCCGCUCUCCGAUGACGUCUAGGAUUGGAGGCACAGGAGCAUGCGCCAAGCGCCCCCCCUGCGAUGCAUAUUCUUGCGGCGUGUGCCACUUUGUACUGCUGUACCCAGUUACCGCCACGGCCGCCGCGUCUGUUCGACCUGCGAAGACACUCGCAGCACGCCUGCCCUCACGCUUCAGGGGCCCCGUUUCGUUCUGCAUGCGUUCGCUCUCAUUUCGUACGCCUCGCCUACCCGUGCUCAUCUCUCAGCACAGUCCGCGCGAAUGCCUUGGCCUAAGUGCGAGCUUUCAAUGCGUAGAAGACGUUUUUGCGAUUCUUAAUUUACUUGUGAGCAUGUUGUUUUCAAACUAGUGAAUACAUAGUAGUGCUGUCGACGUAGUUUUUGUUUUUAUUCUCUUUUAUUUUUAGCUGGUGGCCCCAGAGCUGUAAAGCGCCGUGCCUGCACUCACGUUCGAUGGAUUUUCCAAUUGCGCCGUACGAAGUGCGUCGGGUGGUCGGAAGUGUACUGGAUUGAGGUGCAUUGAUUCUAUUGGUUUAGUGUCUUUUAAGUGCCACCGGGGCAACCUGCCCGUAGAUUUUCUAUGUUGUGCCGUACCUAUCACUAUAAGCUGGAGGCUCUGACAUGCGGGCGGGCCACGCAAGGAGAACUACACUGCGGACCCAGGGUUGUUGCGCGCAUCUCACAAAGCCCGGAAUUUGUGUAGCGGAGGUCGCAGAGGUGGCACCUUUACUGAGGGGUGGGUACGUUUUUGCACAUGGUAGCUGCUGCGAGAUGGCUAUGUCCAGGGCGGUAAUGCAGACCGCCGCGGAGGUCGGCGGCAAGGAGUCCGUUGCUGUUGAGGCUUUCGCAAAGGCGCUGGUCCAGAUUUAUCCCGCAGAAAAGAGCUAGCGCGCCGCGUUUGCAAUGGAAGAAAAUACACAGAGAUCGAGAAGUAGCGCGCUGCUUCAAUACACAACGAGUUCUUUUGUAUGCCCUAUUCACGUCCGAAUGUGUGAAGCCUACUUCAUCUGUUGAGAAUUGAAAAACAGGCCAGCUAUUCCGCUGGAUCGGGCAAGAAGGUGGAGCACAGCCGCAAAGGUCAAAAGACUGGGGUAGCGCGCCAGAAGAGACAGAAAGAACCAGGCGCGGACCUCUCGGAGGUCGGGCCUGCCGAUUUCUGCUGCAACAACUGGCCCGGGGCCGGCUCGUCCUGCGGGGGUCGGGUUGAUCUGGCGGAGCCGGCUAGAUCUCUUAGCAGUGCGAGCCGGAGCCGCCACGCGAGACCGCCGGACCUGCAGCCCCCCAGCGGUCCGUCCGGAUCGUCCGGACUUGCCGCAGUCGGCCGCCGGGCCUAGCGGCGGCCGCCUGGGCUGCGAUGGAGAGUUUGGCACAAGGAGGAACCAGGUACCCUACCGAACCAGGGACCAGGUACCCUGGGACCACGUACCCAGAAAACACCCCGGGUCUGAAAACGCCGGACCGGGGUAUCCUGUUCCGUGGGUGCCUACAAGAGCUGGGCACCCUACAAAAAGGCGCACCGGGGGCCCUCGUCCGGCCACCGCUACCCACAUCCGGCCAUCUACAUCUGCGUACCGGGUGCCCACAUCCGGGCACCCGGGUACGGAGAUUCGGGCAGCCGGUGCCCAGUUGUGGACACCCCGACGUGAAACCGCUCGAGUUUUCGCGUGACUUGCUUUUUUCAACUCAAAGCUGAAAAGGUGUCCCCAUCCGCGCAUCCACAUCCGGAUACCCGGGCGCCCACAUCCGGCCGGGCACCCGGGUACCCAGGUACCUGGUCCCAGGGUACCUGGGCACCUGGGCACCUUGCCCCUGGGUACCUGGUCCCUGGGUACCUGGUCCCUGGGUACCUGGCCCCUGAGUACCUGGCUCCAGGGUACCUGGUUCCAGGGUGGCUGGUCUCGGGUACCUGGUCCCGGGGGGGCACCUGGUUCGGUAGGGUACCUGGCCCCAGGGUACCUGGUUCCUACCUCUACCGGAGAGUUUGUCGGAGGGGCGCGUUGGAGCCCAUAGGGGUUUUGGUUCCGGGGCGGGCCCGCCAGAGCCCGUCGGGCCAGCCGGCGACCGCUUCGCUUCCCGAGGCGUGAGCCGACCGGACCUCGCAUCCCGCCGGCCGCUCUUCGGCCGGCACUCGCGGGCCCGUCAUAGUGAAGAGGCGGCGCGCUGUUUCCGGGCUGACCCUUCGAGGCUCCAUCGGCCCAUUUGCUGCGCAGCGUCUGCGAGCCCGCUCAUGGUUGUUUUCGCAGCGCCCUGCCCUGCUUGGUUUCCUGCUUGCAAAUGCGGACCGGCGCAGUGGCGUGGCCAUCACAGCCGGCGGAAGCGUUCGCUCCUGCCGUGUGCGCCCCGGCAGGUUCCUAGCUGCACUUCCGGCAACCACGCCGCGACAGAGAGACCCCAGAUCGGCCAGCGUCCGGGCUAGAGGGGUCGCAUCAUGCCAGGGGGCGGGCUUGUUUUCUGGCCCCGGCUGCCGACCGAUGCGCCCCAAAGCCACCGGGGGCCGACCGCCGGGGGGCCCUAGCAGGGCGGCGGGUGCAGGUUUUUGUUCUCUCGCGCGGGUUUCGGUUUUGCCCGCUUUUCUCCAGUUCGCCCUGCUAGGGCAAGGCGUGGUCUCUCUGGUUCCCGUAAAGCAAAAGGGCGCAGGCGGUCAAAGGGGGCCGUGGCAUGGAAAAGAGCUCGGGGGCACAAAAGAUCUCGGGGAAGCCAGCGAGUGGGGUGGCGUCGUCUUUGCGAUUUGUUUUUCUUCUGUGACCAAGAAAUACCAGGCGCAAAAAAAAAGAAAGAGCACGAGCGACACGGGGACAAAAAGAGAAAAAAAAGAAAGACGCGGGCCCCAUGCUCACAAAAGAACAGAAGCCCCGACGAGGGUUAGUUAGCAGCAUGGCCCGCAGAAAAAAAUACAAAUAAAAGAAAGAGCCAGAGCGACGGAGAGAAAAGAGGACAGAGGACCAGGCUAAAAGAUGACACAUGUCCCAACAAAGUUAGACCGCAGCGAAGUGCGAGGAGCUCCGUGCUGAUCACUGAGCUCGGUGGCGUCGUCCGUUCUGGAAAGCUUUCCUGCGUCCGCAAAGAAGCUUGCUACUGGGCACGGCUUGGGGCCUCUUUUUCCUGUUCGACUGACACAGAACCCAGAGGCGGCGGGUUUUUGGGUCAGGUAUGUCGGGUGGUUGAGGAUCCUCGCCUGCGCCUAGGCCGGGAUCCUCUGAACAUUGUGUGUGAGGGUGGUAGCACGCGACGGACCCCAGUCGGAUGUCCCUUCGCUGCUAAAAUGGGUGGCGUUGCGAUGUCUGAGAUGCCUGGCUCUCAGUGCAAUCCAGUGCAGACAUCUUGCCUCCAGGAAAUUUAGGCUGAUCGAUGGCCGUUUCUGGCUCGCCUCGGCAUCUAGAGACAGAGGCCGAAAAGGCUCGCUGCGCUUGUUUUUCUUCUUUGUCAGGAUUGUAGCAGCGCUUGGCUUUAACUCGGGAGCUUUCGAUGGUUUGAUCGGUGGAUGGGAAUUGCGCUUAAUCUCCUGAACACUAAGGGUGGACAGGUGGCAACCCGGGUGGACGCCAGGCGAGUGCUCGCCUCGCCCGCUACUAAAACGGGCUGCGUUCGGACAUCUGUGACGCGGCUGGCGACCAACCCACUCCCGGCGAUUACCCCCGAGGAAGUUAGCGCACCUCUCUGACGGUGCCUGGCUCGCCUGAUAGCUUUCCUCCACUACCAAAGAAGCGCGCGGCGGUCGCGUUGUUUUUCUGCUGUGUUGUUCGUUCGCAAAAGCGACUGCAGCCCGCCAGGGUGCGGCCCAUUUUCCGCAGAAGGCCAAGCGUAGUAGGGAUAGGCUUCGCAUUCGCCCACGUACCCAUGGACGCACUAGCGGGGGCGCCGGCUGUAUGCAAAUACCGCGAGCCGCCCCGGCGCCGGGGGGCGGUCUAGAGAUGACUCAUCUUGGUGGUGGGAGGCGCAACAGGCCGGGGCCUUGCUUUUUUUCCGUUUGGCCAGCGGGGCAAGCCACCAAGGGCGGGCACGGGUUUAGGGAUUUGGGUUCCCUAGGAUGGCCGUAGCAAAGUGUGAACAGCUUCGCGCUGAUCACGGCGCUUGGUGGCGUUGGGGUUCCCGCUUCUCUCCGGCUGCGCGCGAAAGAAUUGGCCGGGCUUUUUUUUUACAGUAUUGUAUUCGCGUUGUGCGCGAAACUUCUCAAAAUGGGGAGGCUAUUCGAGGGGCUUCGGCAUGAAGAGCCCCCCUGUUUCAAUUACAGAGCAGGCCCGUUCCUUUCAACAACCUCAAUGCGUGCGGCCCCCGAGCGGCGGGCAGGGGGCUUCGCCUUGCUGUGCGCUUUGCGCCCGGGUGGCGUCGGCCCGCCCGCGGUAGUUCGGGAUUACGCACGUGCGGGCUUGUUGUGCGGCCCGCGGCGCCUCCUCCGCCGUGGCGGACAGCUCAGGCUCGGCCACUUUUGUGGGUGGGCAGGCCCCCCCAUCGUCGUCCGCCUUCGCUCGGACCGCCGCGAUCAGCGUGUGCGUUUUCUUGUGGUAAAUGACCCCCGGCGGGGGGGCCUUGCUAGCUACCUGCCGCUCCACUGCCUGCUUGACCCGCGGCGGGGCGUCGUUGUGCCUGCGCCCUUGAGACGGUCUCUGUGGCUGCUUUGGCGGGGGCGCGAGCGCCGCCGCAAAUUUCUCCUCCGUGGCCUUUAUUUUACUGCUUGGCGCGCAUAUGGAUGAAUGCCAGGCGGGUCGAUGUAUGGCUGUCGGAAGGUGCCCCUCCUCCGGGGCCGAAGAUAUGCAAAGGCCCAGCCAAGUGCGGCGGACUUGCCCCCGAAGCCACAAAGAGGAGACGGCUGGCCCCAGUCCGUCCGCUGCGCAAAUCUCUUUCCAAAAACGGGGCGGGGAAGGCCGCAGGGGCCAUGGCCUUGCUGCGUAGGCCUCGCGCCGGUUCUGGUCCCCGUGCGAAGGUGCUGCCGCUGUGCAAAAAACUGGCCCGGCUAUCCCCGGCCGCCGGGCUCGCAGGCCGCCGCCGCUCGCUCUCGCUUUUUAUGAACCUAGACCAGGGCAGCAGAUCGCCCCCCGGGUGCCCGCCGCUGGCUGUGCCGCUCCCCGGGGCCAAAGGUAUGCAAUAGACCAGCGAAGCGCGGCGGGCAGACUUCGCACCCGCGCCCAAGGGCUCGCAGCGCAGCGACGCACCCAAACGAAGAGCCCCCCAUCGGCGAAGCUUGUCGGGGAUGGGUUUGGGGGCACCAAACAGACCCCAAGUGCAGGGCGGGGCGGCGGCGCAUGCCGAUCGCGGAGCAACUACAGGAGAACACCGCGGGGCGCCCCUACGUCAAACAUAAGAAGGCACUGCCGCGCAGCUAAGAAUAAAAGCAGCGCCCUCGGCGCAUUGGCCGCGGGUAGCAAACGGAAGGCCGGCGCCUUUAGAGGCCCGAGACAGACCCGAGCCCUUCUGGUUGGCCCGGUGGAUCUUCCGGGCGGCGAGAACAUCAGGCCCGGCCCGCGGCAACUCUUCGCACUGCCUGUGUGCGGGCCCACCCAGCCCUUUACUCCCCGCCGGCGCAUGGUCAUACUUGCGAGGCCCGCUGCUCUUGCUGCCGGGCCUGGGGGAAAUUCACACAAGUGCUGCCCCCGGGAAGGCUUCAGGCACUUGGGCGGCUCGUCCGCGCAGGUUGUCAAGUUGGCCCUAGGGCGCCGCUGCUCGUUUUUUGUUUUAGUACAAAAGCCGCCCAUGUCAGACGAUCUCCUCCGCCUUGCUCAUGCGUGCGCAGGUCUCUGAGUGCUUGCGCUUCUUUUGGGGUUUAGGGUCGAACGUUCCCAGCACCGCUGGAAGCACGGAGCCUCAAAGGAAUGCACUCCCGGAAGGAUUCGAGCGCUUUUUCAGCGGUUGCCUUUGUCCUUCUUGUUUUGCUGUCCCUCUUUCCUCGGGCCCUACUGGCGUUAAGCAGUUUUUUCUUUGCGGAUGAUCCGCCCUCUGUUUUUUAUUUCGUUUUUUGUUUCUAGUCACCGCGAGCGCAAAUCUGCACAUGGCGACGUGAGCAUGAAAAUGAGCUUGGCGACCUCCCAUCCACUACUACGGGCUGCGCUUUGCCGUCACUUCUUCUUUCGCCCCCAUCUCCUUGUCUCCGUCCCGUCCCGGUCUCCAUCCCGGUCCAGCGGCCGUCGCAGCAGGGUUGUAGGGUUUAGAAAUGUUUCGGGUUCCUAUGUUGACAUUAGAAUGCGCGAGAAAGGCAAUGGCCUUGCCCAGACAGGACAAGUGGCGCUGCCCUGCUGCUUAUUCCAAUUUGCCCGCUGCGGCGGCUAUUGUUGGCAAAUUCGGCGUGCUAGCAUUUUAGUGCAGAAUAAGAGUCCGAUGAUUCUUAGCGAAAAUGCCGGCUUCGACGCUCAGGAGAUAGUGGGUGAGCUCAAGAAGUCUCAUGCGACCGGCAAGGCAUUCGCGGGGAUCAACGUGAUGACGGAAAGCGUCGCGGACAUGCGGCCGUUGGGCAUCUACGAGUCGUAUCGGUCGAAGCUCAGUGGGCUUUGCUCUGCAGCCGAGGCAGCGGAGCAGGUACCCACGUAUAAAGUCUGUGCAGUUGCUGCGGCGCAUGCAUCAAUCAAAUAAAAUAGGUUUGAAAAUAAUGAGUUUGCAUUUGGUACAAGGUGAAGUGCGCAACUUUUGCUGUAGCUUAAUGCGCCGGAAGUUAUUGUAGUGUUGUUCUGCUGCCCAUUUCGUGUAAAGGUAAACAUGCUGCAGGUGCGCUGUUUCAAUAUUUUAUUAGUUCUACCGCUAAUUCGAGAAGCGGAACCGAUAUCGAUUGCAUUUACUUCGACAGGUGAUCCGCGUCGACGACAUCAUCCGGAACGCACCCAGACAGCGGCAAGGCAUGUAG
Molecule: messenger RNA, 10630 nt
Organism: Amoebophrya sp. A120
Lineage: Eukaryota; Dinophyceae; Syndiniales; Amoebophryaceae
Source: the annotation of a GenBank genome assembly